UUGGUCAUACGAACAGUCAGUUGGCCACUCGCGAAUGGAACGUUUGGCUUCGCAACAUAUAAUCACAAAACACACCCCUUCGUGGUUUGUGAUUGGAAGUUUACUUUAGGGACUGAAAAUUUCCAUAAAUGGUUACGAUUCAGGCGACAUGAUUUGUUGACAAAGAUGGCAAUCAACGAUCUUGAAACGAACAACGUGUCCGCCCCAUUUGAUUGUUUCAUAUUUUGAUUAAUUAGAUAUGGCGCGGUACACGUCAAUACGAGUGUAGCUAUUUUAAUUGAAUGGAUGAAAUAAUUGUGCGAUUUCUGCAGCUAGCUGUAACUAGCGAGGUUAUUCAAGUGAAAAAGAGAUAGCAUCGCUGUGCUACAUCCCUUUCAUCGCUAAUUAUUGUCUUAGGAAGCUGACAACAGGGUACAGUGUGCAGGGGCUAGUUAGCUAGCGAGGCUUCUACAAUUUAGCUAGUAUAGUUAAUGAAAGAAUACAGGGAGAAUUCGAUCCCUGGAAAUCCAGCUGCAAGUCUGGAUCACAUCAAGCCAUGUUGGUACUGGGACAAGAAGGACCUGGCUCACACACCCUCCCAGUCCGAGGGCCUGGACCCGGCCACCGAGGCCCGGUACCGAAGAGAGGGGGCUCGAUUCAUCUUCGACGUGGGCACGCGCCUGGGACUACACUAUGACACGUUGGCUACAGGGAUCAUAUACUUCCAUCGCUUCUACAUGUUUCAUUCCUUCAAGCAGUUCCCCAGAUAUGUGACUGGGGGUUGCUGUCUAUUCCUGGCCGGUAAAGUGGAAGAGACCCCAAAGAAAUGUAAAGACAUUAUCAAGACGGCUCGCAGCCUGCUGAAUGACAUACAGUUCGCCCAGUUUGGAGAUGACCCAAAGGAGGAGGUGAUGGUGCUGGAGAGGAUCCUGCUGCAGACCAUUAAAUUCGACCUGCAGGUGGAGCACCCAUACCAGUUCCUGCUCCGCUAUGCCAAGCAGCUCAAAGGUGAUAAGAACAAAGUCCAGAAGCUAGUUCAGAUGGCCUGGACCUUUGUGAAUGACAGCUUGUGCACCAUGCUGUCCCUACAGUGGGAACCAGAGAUCAUAGCUGUAGCAGUCAUGUACCUGGCCGGCCGGCUGUGUAAGUUUGACAUCCAGGAGUGGACGUCCAAGCAGUCUUCACGGCGAUGGUGGGAACAGUUUGUCCAGGAUGUCCCAGUGGAGCUGCUGGAAGACAUCUGCCACCAGAUCCUAGACCUGUACUCCCAGGGCAAGCAGCAGAUGCCCCAGACCCCCAGCGAUAAGACCCCGCCUAUCCCCGUCCCAACCCCUACCCCUCAGCAGCUGCAGGCCCUCUCCCAGCCCCCGCUCCCCAGCCCCCCUGUCGCGCCACCACUCAGCAAGAAGGUCUCGCCCCAGACCAGCCCUCCUCGCCAGCUCAAACGAGCCCACGUAUCGUCUCCUAAAGAAGAAAGCCAGGCACCUGAGCCAGUGGGCUCUAAGAUCCCCAGGCUGGAGCCUCCCAUGCCCCCUCUACCCACAUCACAACCCCCCUCAGACCGCAAGCCUCCAGCCUCCCACCCCUCCGCCCCUCUCCCAGGAGAGACAGACCCAACUGGGGCAGGAGGCCCAGCGGAGCCCCCUAAAGGACCUCCACCUCCCCCCCACUCAGCCUCCCUCCACCAGCCUCCCCCGCUCCCCACCCACCCCCCUCCACCGCCCCCGUCCAGCUACAUCAUGGGCAUCCCCACCUCCAGCUCCUACAUGUCAGGAGAGGGUUUCCAGAGCCUCCAGUCGAUGAUGAAGACAGAGGGGCCGUCCUACAGCAAUCCCCCAUCCUAUGGCCCUCCCCUGGCCUACCACAGCCACGUCUCCCCUAAUGCCCCGCCGCCUGGUCCUCCACUUUCCGCCUCCUACCCUCCACCCAACCUCCCUCCACCUUCCCCCGCCUACCCCCCGCCGGGGUACAACCACAGCUACCCUCCCCCCCCCCCUCAUUGCAUGCCCCCCGGACACGGGGAAUACCCGCCUGUGAUGGGCAUCCCUCCCAGCAACUAUCCCCCACCCCCUGGAGGACAGGGCCAGGUACCCCCUCCGCUGCCCCCUGGCAUGCCCCCCAUCGGUGGCAUGAGUCAGGGGGCGUGGAUGAGGUGAUGGGGGUGAGACUGGAUGUGCCAAACCAACACUAGUCCUAUUACAGCAGACAGGAGUCUCCAGUGUUACUGACAGACAGCUUUAGUGAUGGGGAACACAGUUAACGCAAGGCCAGUUGGGGAGACCGGCCUCAUGUCCUCCCUGUAGUUUUCUGAAGCUGUCAUCUUACGGUUGCAAAAUUUAAGUACUGUUCUCAGGUCAUCCAGAAAUCCUGGUUGGAACAUUCCUGGAAUCGUAAGGAAUAACCAGGAAAUCUGGACUCCAACCUAGAUUUCUGGAAACCCUGGGAAUUUGGGGAACGUUACCAGAAUUUUGCAACCCUACAUCUCCAACAAGCCAAACAGCACAGCCACACCUCAUCAAGAACCAACCAUUAACUUCCAUUGCACAAGUUAGUUAACGUGAAAUACAUAAUGUGGUGUGUUUGUUGUACUAUGGCUGUUUUUAUAUUAGCCUUUUUAGUAACAUGUUUGUCAUUUUUUUUAUAUGAACUUUUAGGUUAGCUUGCUGUACAAAUGUAGGAAAGAAUGGUCGGACCAAAAAGGAAAAUGGCAGCUCCACUCUAACCAUUCCAUGGCUUGGAUGUACAGUAUCUUCCACAUGCAUUCCUUUCUGUUUGAAACACACUACUAAACCAGUAUUAUAUUCUAAUGUCAAUGAAUAGUCUACCAUUGUAGCAUUGUGCAUGGACUGGAACAUAAAGACACACUUGCAUGAUGCACACACAGGACAAACACACACAAGAAACUCACACACUUUAAAUAAACACACCUUUUUAUUGGUGUUUGGACGUUUUAUGUUUUGUUGUUGAAGAAAAGUAUGUUUAAUGCUUGCACAUUCUUAGGGGAAAAAAGGUGUGAUCUAAAACCUAAAAUGAUUAUUUGGCUGUCCCCAUUGAAGAACCAUUUUUGGCUCCAGGUAGAACACUUUUGGGUUCCAUGUAGAACCCUUUUCACAGAGAGUUCUACCUGGAACCAAAAGGGUUCUGCAAUGGGGACAGCCAUGGAAUCCUUUUGAAAACCUUUUUUCUAAGAGUGCAGCACUGCCAUGAAUUAAUGGUUUAAAAUUACUUUUGUAAAUGUUGAAGUUGUCUUUUCAUUAUACCUUGUGAACUUCCAUUGUUACUUAGUUUGUUUGUAAUAUGUGAAACGUUACUCUAAGCAAAGUUACUUGGCAUUAAACAUUAGUUUUUUUCUAAAGUUGUUCAUUUAUUUUUUCAAUGUGUGACAAUAAAAAUAUACAAAAAUAA
Molecule: messenger RNA, 3384 nt
Organism: Oncorhynchus nerka (sockeye salmon)
Lineage: Eukaryota; Metazoa; Chordata; Actinopteri; Salmoniformes; Salmonidae
Product: cyclin-K
Biological process (GO): positive regulation of DNA-templated transcription, elongation; regulation of transcription by RNA polymerase II
Cellular component (GO): nucleus; cyclin/CDK positive transcription elongation factor complex
Molecular function (GO): cyclin-dependent protein serine/threonine kinase activator activity
Source: RefSeq, a predicted model, not a curated record